ACUUCCGAAUGAUCGACGUGUCUCGCGGCCACGAAUUCUGUCACAAGUCACAAGUGUACAAUGAGGCUCGUAAAUAGGUUAUUUUGUUUGCUCUUCGUGUUUGCCGGCGCAAAUGCUGGUGGCCCGACCCUCGUCUUAUUGGACAAUCUCGCAAUUAAAGAAACACACUCCAUAUUUUUCAAGACGUUACAAGACAGUGGCUAUGUAUUGACUUUCAAAUCAGCUGAUGAUGCAAAUCUACAACUCUCCAAAUAUGGUGAAUAUUUAUAUGAACACCUAAUAAUAUUUGCACCCACAGUCGAAGAGUUUGGUGGUGCUUUAAGUGUGGAAGCGAUAACAGAAUUCAUCGAUGGUGGUGGAAAUGUUCUGAUUGCUGGCUCCUCACAAUCUGGUGAUGCUUUGCACGAAUUAGCCUCGGAAUGUGGCUUGGAGAUAGAUGAAGAAGGCUCCAAUGUGAUUGAUCAUAUGAAUUACGAUGUCUCCGAUAAGGGCCAACAUACCACUAUAGUAGCAGAUCCAGUUAAUUUGAUAGAUGCUCCAGUCAUUGUUGGAAGCAAAGACAUUCCUCCGUUACUCUAUCAGGGAACUGGGCUGAUUGCAGAUUCGGAUAAUCCUUUAAUUUUACGCCUUUUAUCAGCAUCCACCUCGGCAUAUACCUACAAUCCAGACCAACAAGUUAAAGAAUAUCCACAUGGUGUUGGUAAAAACACUUUGUUGAUAGCGGCUCUACAGGCAAGGAAUAAUGCCCGAGUUUUGUUCUCGGGUUCGAUAUUUUUCUUCAGUGAUGAAGCGUUCACCAGUCCUGUUCAAAAGGGACAAGGUGGACAGAGAUAUGAGAAAUCUGGAAAUCAGAUAGUAGCUAAAGCCAUAGCACAGUGGGUAUUUAAAGAGAAUGGCGUAAUACGCGUGUCGUCUGUUCACCAUCACCGGAUUGGCGAAUCGCAGCCACCAGUCGCAUACACAAUCAUGGAUGACGUGGUAUAUUCAAUCGACGUCGAGCGACUCUCGGGCAACAAGUGGGUGCCCUAUGAGACAAACGAUCUACAGUUAGAAUUUGUACGGAUCGAUCCAUUCGUGCGUAUGACCAUGAAGCCGGUAGGAAAUGGUCGUUACGAAGGUAGAUUCAAGAUCCCCGAUGUAUAUGGAGUAUAUCAGUUCAAAGUAGACUACAAGCGCGUAGGACUGACGUAUCUCUACAGCACCACUCAAGUGUCUGUGCGUCCGCUGCAACACACGCAAUACGAACGCUUUAUACCGAGUGCAUUCCCGUAUUAUAUAAGUGCAUUCUCCAUGAUGGGCGGUGUGUUUCUGUUCUCUCUCGUCUUUCUCCACUACAAAGAUGAGACGAAAUCCAAAUCUGAAUAAUUUGAAUAGCUUGAUAUUUGCAGAUAUUGUUAUCAUUUGUUUUUUUUUUCGAUUGUGAAUAAACAUACCUUUUUUUUAACAUGAUAUAAUAGAAUGAAGUCAAAAGAAUGAAAAGUUUUAUUUUUAAAAUUAAUAUACUCUUUAUACUUUAAAGUAUAUUGUAUUGCACUGAAUUUAAUAUCGAUAUACAUAUUUAUUUUCAAUGUGUAUGCAAUAUUGAAUGAAUAUGUAAUACUAUGUUGCAAGAAUUACAUUUCUAUAUAUCAAGAUUUUGUGAAUCUGAUUAAAAAAAAAAUUUAAAAGGUAAACAUUGCCACGUAGUUUUCUUUAAAGUGUAGAGCACUGUUUCUAUAUACUAUAUAUAAUACAUUGCAUAGAUUUUUUGUACGUAAUACUAAGAGAUAAUAAUAGGAAGAAAUAAACAUUUAAUUAUUACAUGUA
Camponotus floridanus (Florida carpenter ant) is the source of this 1806-nucleotide messenger RNA. It is a transcript of the gene Ost48, whose product is annotated as dolichyl-diphosphooligosaccharide--protein glycosyltransferase 48 kDa subunit. The transcript has 3 exons. Lineage: Eukaryota; Metazoa; Arthropoda; Insecta; Hymenoptera; Formicidae. Bases 61 to 1365 code for a protein of 434 amino acids. Gene Ontology annotation, cellular component: endoplasmic reticulum membrane; oligosaccharyltransferase complex. The record is from RefSeq and is a predicted model, not a curated record.